AUGAAGCUCGCUACUAUUCUUCUUGUGGCCGCAGCUGCUGGUGUUCAAUGCCAGACGUUAAGCAGCGCCACUUCUACUUCAUCCACUGCGAGGGUCACUGGACAACCUACGACCACCACUGCUAGCGGCCGCUCAAGCUCUACCACUUCGGCUCGUCCAUCCUCUACCACAGUGGUUAAAGCUGGGGCCGGAAGAAAUGCCAUCGCCUCCGGAGCUGGCUUGGCUGCCGUGAUGGCCCUUGGUGCCUAUGUCGCGUGA
Molecule: messenger RNA, 258 nt
Organism: Pochonia chlamydosporia 170
Lineage: Eukaryota; Fungi; Ascomycota; Sordariomycetes; Hypocreales; Clavicipitaceae
Exons: 2
Coding region: 1-258 (85 amino acids)
Source: RefSeq, a predicted model, not a curated record